AUCUUUUCUAACAGCGAGAUAUUGAAAGAUCAACAAAAUCCGAUCUUCCAGGAUUUUUUUUCUUGAAUCGAUCCAAAUGGGAUUAGCGUUCUUAUGCCCUGAAAGCAAAGGCCAGGAAUUCAACGACGGCUAUGAAGCUCUCUUCGAUGAAAGAUCCAACCUUUGCUCUCUAAAUUUUAAUGGCUGCGACUCGGAGGUCUCUCUAAUUGAAACCAGCAGCAGCAAAGCGAACCCAUUGAAGCGCUCAAGGUUCAGCCAAGAAGAUAUGGACUUACCUCGGUUCGAACUCGGCAGCCUAAAUCAUGAAACUGCUUUGAAAUUGCAGAAGGUAUACAGAAGCUUCAGAACAAGAAGAGAACUUGCAGAUUGUGCUGUUUUGUUGGAACAAAGAUGGUGGAAAUUGCGGGAUUUUGCAUUGCUUAAGAGAAGCUCAGUAUCAUUUUUUGACAUUGCGAAACCUGAAUCCAUUGUCUCUAAAUGGUCAAGAGCAAGAACCAGGGCAGCUAAGGUUGGCAAAGGUUUGUCUAAGAAUGGAACAGCUAGAAAGCUAGCAUUACAGCACUGGCUUGAAGCAAUUGAUCCUCGCCAUCGAUAUGGUCAUAACCUCCAGUUCUACUACGAGUGCUGGCUUCAUUGCGUGAAUAAUCAGCCUUUCUUCUACUGGCUUGACGAAGGAGAAGGGAUGGAAGUUAAACUGAAUGAGUGUCUAAGGUCAACGCUGCAGCAACAGUGCAUCAGAUAUCUUGGCCCUAAAGAGAGAGAAGCUUAUGAAGUCAUUGUUGAAGAUGGUAAACUCAUCUACAAGAAGAGCAGGGAGCGCUUGGACACAACUAGAGGGCCAGUAGAUUCAAAAUGGAUAUUUGUUCUUAGCACACUGAAGAAGUUAUACGUUGGUCUGAAGAGGAAAGGCAUGUUUCAUCACUCUAGUUUUCUUGCUGGAGGAGCUACUUCAGCAGCUGGAAGAAUAGUUGCAGAAAAAGGUAUUCUGAAGGCUGCAUGGCCUCAUAGUGGUCACUACCGCCCAACCGAAGAAAACUUUGAAGAGUUCAUGAGCUUCCUUGAGGAAAACAAUGUGGAUCUUACUGAUGUUAAGAAAGCCCCAGCUGAAGACAAGAAUGAAUGGGGAAGUAGAGUUCGAAGUCUACAUUUGAAGAAACACAGCCUUUAAAUAUCCCAAAUGUUUCAGAUCUUAAAGUUGUUUGCAAACCAGAGCAGGAAAUAAACCUAGUUGAUGAGUUAGAGAAGCUUGAGAUUUUCCGUGAGAGGACAAUGGCAGAAGAGGAAGAUUGUUGCAGAGCUAGUUCUUCGCUUCACCAAAAACGAUUCGGCUUCCAAAAAUCGAAUUUUUUUGUGGAGCAGGAGGAUGUUGUCAUAGAACCAAUACAAACAGGAGAGAUUUUUCAAAGGUCUUACAACGAGGAGGGAUUGAAAUCAUAUCAGUUAGGAGAGAAACUAUCUUGUAAAAGGAGUAUAGAUGAUAGGGCUUCCAUUGCUGUGCAAGGGACUACCCUUGUGAGCUCCAGUUGAGGCUGGAACAAGUUUAGUUUAUCUCCCAGAAGAAGAUUUAUUUGAUUUGCAGGCCUUUUUUGUUUUUUUUCUUUUAAACAAGGCCAAAAAGUUAGAUACAAAAUGUAGCA
Molecule: messenger RNA, 1637 nt
Organism: Phalaenopsis equestris
Lineage: Eukaryota; Viridiplantae; Streptophyta; Magnoliopsida; Asparagales; Orchidaceae
Product: IQ domain-containing protein IQM6-like
Exons: 9
Coding region: 77-1168 (363 amino acids)
Source: RefSeq, a predicted model, not a curated record